Trypanosoma cruzi is the source of this 435-nucleotide messenger RNA. Its product is annotated as DNA-directed RNA polymerase subunit, putative. Gene Ontology annotation, cellular component: RNA polymerase I complex; RNA polymerase III complex; RNA polymerase II, core complex. The coding region runs from base 1 to 435 and encodes 144 amino acids. The record is from RefSeq and is a predicted model, not a curated record. Gene Ontology annotation, molecular function: DNA-directed RNA polymerase activity; DNA binding. The transcript has a single exon. Gene Ontology annotation, biological process: DNA-templated transcription. Lineage: Eukaryota; Euglenozoa; Kinetoplastea; Trypanosomatida; Trypanosomatidae.
AUGUCCGACCGUGACGGGGAUGACGACCGGCUGAGUCUGAACUUCGGCGAGGAACAGGAGGAGAGCACCCUGCGCAGUGAUGACGAACAGAGCGAGGGCGAUGGCGCGGACGUUGUCCUGUCCGGGCGUGCGGCGAGCGGCUCUGCCGUAAGACGCGACGGCAAGGACCGUGUGACUGCGCCGGUGCUGACAAAAUACGAGCGGGCCCGCAUCCUUGGCACACGGGCGCUGCAGAUCAGCAUGAACGCGCCGGUGCUGGUGGCCUUGGAGGGCGAGACGGAUCCGCUCAUCAUCGCCCAAAAGGAGCUUCGCGAGGGUGUCAUACCGCUCAUCGUACGGCGUGUGCUUCCGGACAACACGUAUGAGGACUGGCGAAUAUGCGAACUGGACAUCGACUUUGACCGUCCCGCUGACGAGCGAUACACAAACAUCUGA